Molecule: messenger RNA, 1914 nt
Organism: Coffea eugenioides
Lineage: Eukaryota; Viridiplantae; Streptophyta; Magnoliopsida; Gentianales; Rubiaceae
Product: E3 ubiquitin-protein ligase RDUF2
Exons: 1
Coding region: 451-1614 (387 amino acids)
Biological process (GO): protein ubiquitination
Cellular component (GO): cytoplasm
Molecular function (GO): ubiquitin protein ligase activity
Source: RefSeq, a predicted model, not a curated record
UUUUGUCCAGUGCAUCCCCUUGACCAUGCCCUAAAAUAGAAGAACCAAACAAGAACAUCCUCCAACAUAGUAAGUGGAGUAAUUGCUAGUCGACGGGUUGACGCUGUAACAAUUGCGUUCCACCAAAAUUGACCAGAUUAACACCGUUAAAUUCCACUCAUAUCUUCCCUCAGUAGCAGCGUGGGCCCACGAUUAACAGGAACAAACGCUCCGCGGCUGUGCCGUUAAACCCAUGUCCGAACGAACAUCAUCACGCGUGUUUUAAAAUUCCACGAAAACUCCUUUCACAUUCUCCAACACAUAUAAGCCCUCGCCCCACGCUUAAACGCCAUUGCAUCAUCACUUAUUCCAUUUUUCCAGCUAGUCGGAAAGAAAGAAAGAAAGCUCUCAACAGACGCUUUCAUCAGAUCUGAUCUAACCCAACGAGUCAACUCGGAUUGUCCGUUCCAGAUGUCGACGACGACCACCCCCAUAACGACGUCGUACUGGUGCUACCGAUGCACCAGAUUUGUUCGGGUCUGGGCUGAGCAUAACGUUGUCUGUCCCUACUGCGACAGUGGGUUCAUCGAAGCUCUGGAUUCCAGUCCCCCCUCGCCGUUGCCGGAGUUCCCGAGAAGAUCCGACAGUGUCAACCUCAGGUUUCGCCGGAAUCGCCGGAACCGUGGCGACCGGUCUCCGUUCAAUCCUGUGAUAGUUCUUCGAGGACAAGCUGAAACUGUAGGAGAGGACGGUGACGGAGACGGUGGUGGUGGAGGAGGAGGAGGAGGAGAAAGAAGCUACGAGCUGUAUUACGAUGAUGGGACCGGGUCGGGCCUCAGGCCACUCCCCUCGAGUAUGUCGGAGUUUUUAAUGGGCUCCGGGUUCGACCGUUUACUCGAUCAACUGGCGCAGAUUGAAGUCAACGGAUUAACAAGGCCGGAGAACCCGCCGGCGUCGAAAUCGGCCAUCGAAUCGAUGCCCACGAUUGAAAUAGUCUCGACCCAUGUAAAUUUGGACUCCCACUGCGCAGUGUGCAAAGAAGCCUUCGAUUUGGGUUCCGAAGCUCGAGAAAUGCCGUGCAAGCACAUAUACCACUCCGACUGUAUCCUUCCGUGGCUUUCUCUUCGCAAUUCUUGCCCUGUUUGCCGACACGAAUUGCCGGCGGAAUCACCAACUGGGCUGUAUUCCGAUUCGGGAAAUACGAACCGUGCUGAGGAAGCAGUUGGGCUGACUAUUUGGAGAUUACCCGGAGGGGGUUUCGCGGUGGGUAGAUUUAGUGGCGGGAGGAGGACCGGAGGAGGGACCAGUGAAGAAAGAGAACUGCCAGAAGUAUAUACAGAAAUGGAUGGAGAUUUUAGUCACGGAAGCGGCAGCAACAGCGUCGGCUUGCCGCGGAGGAUCGUGUGGGGUUCGAGGCGGAGAAAUGGGGGCAGAGACGGUGGUGGCGGCGGUGGAGGAAUGGGGAGGCUCAUUAGUAAUUUCGUUUCAUUUUUCAGGAGAUUUAGGUCCAGAGGUCGAAUCAGUAGGAGUCGGAGCGUGUCGGGUUCGGUUUCGGAAUCAAGUUUUAGUAGGUACGUGGGCCAGCGGAGUAGAGGUUUGGUUGUUGAAGAACAGAACGAAAUGGCUCGAUGGUAGCUUCUGAUAAAGAAAAUUAUUGCUAAUAUAUAUAUAUUGUAUAUUUUUUUGGGAAGAAAAUUUAAUUGUGAAAAAAGAAGAGGCCAGUUUGGUGGUACCAUGUAAAUAGGGGAAGAAAAUGUAUGUUGUAUAAUUAAAAAGCUCUUUUUUUUUUUAAUCAGGUUGAAGAUAAACGAGGUUGGAAGAGAUUUUGGGUGUAUCAGUGUUGGGAAAUGAGGUAGUGGUGGUUUAUGAAUUUCGGAACCAAAAAUAUGUCCGUAGCUUAUUUUUCCUAAUGAUGGAAUAUUUAUUCAUUCUUUA